GAAACUGAGAAUAUGAAGCUGGUUGUGCUUUGCCUUUUUGCAGUCUGCUGCUUUUCUUUGGCGAACACAUCGACAAACAUUACUGAAAGAAAAUUACAAGAAGUCCUGAGACAGCUGAAAGAUGUGAGAUUAAGCCUACAGCAACAUGACCAGAAUAUGACAUUGAAUACUCCACCAAGGAAUAUUGAGGACUGCUGCUGUCUGUCAGCCUUGCAAUGCUUCCGGGCUAAUCUGCAGGUGAAGUUCAACGCUGCAGACAGAAAAACAAACAAACUCUACAGGAGCCUGAGCAAUCCCAUUACUGAGAGGGGUCUGAACUUCUGUAAUUCAGGAAAUGUCAUGUCCACCUGCCAAGACUGUGACUCACAUCCGAAGGAAAAUGCCACGGAGUUCUUCAACAGACUGGAGUCUCUUAUUCAAAUGGCCAUAACCAGACGGAGCAUGAACUGAGAGGGGGAGAUCUACUUGUUACCAAGGAUUGAAUGUAGACAAGACACUACGCUGAAAAGAUGCUAAAU
Micropterus dolomieu (smallmouth bass) is the source of this 518-nucleotide messenger RNA. RefSeq names its product interleukin 21 (gene il21). Gene Ontology annotation, molecular function: cytokine receptor binding. The record is from RefSeq and is a predicted model, not a curated record. Lineage: Eukaryota; Metazoa; Chordata; Actinopteri; Centrarchiformes; Centrarchidae. The coding region runs from base 13 to 450 and encodes 145 amino acids. Gene Ontology annotation, cellular component: extracellular region. Gene Ontology annotation, biological process: immune response. The transcript is spliced from 6 exons.